CAUCGCGCAUCGCACUCUGCACCACAAACAUCACCCACACCCACACCCACCCACCGCCGCAAUGUCCGCCGCUGCUGCCCCGUCCGCGCCCCAGGGCGUGCUCGUCACCGCCUCCAAGGUCGUCGUGCCCUUCAAGACCGAGCUCAUCCAGGACAUCUCUGCCGACCGCUUCAAGGGCCGCCCGCCGCACCUCGUCGGCAUUCUCGCGACCAAGAAGGAGGACGCGAGGAGUUAUGCCGAGUUCACCAAGCGUGCCUGCGAGCAGAUUGGCAUCAACUUUGAGCUGCGCUUUGUCGGCCAGGCUCGCGAGGGCAUGGACGGCGAGGGCGUCGGCAUCGGAGUCGAGGAGGCUAUACUCGAGGCCAACGAGGACGACGACGUCGACGGCAUCAUGGUCUACUACCCCAUCUACGGCGACCGCCAAGACCAGUACCUCCAGUCGGUUGUCGACCCCGUCAAGGACGUCGAGGGCCUCAACCACCAGUUCCUCUUCAACCUGUACCACAACAUCCGUUUCAUCUCGCCCGCUACCCUCCGCCCCAUCCCAGCAUCGCACCUGCCGCAGAGCACCGACCCCAAGAAGGACGACCAGCCCCCUCCCGGCACCGUCAAGUCGAUCCUGCCGUGCACGCCGCUGGCGAUUGUCAAGGUGCUCGAGCACGUGGGCGUGUACAACCCGCUUCUGACAUAUGGUGACCGCGCGCGCGGCAAGGUCAUCACGGUCGUCAACCGCUCCGAGGUCGUUGGCCGCCCGCUCGCCGCCCUGCUCGCCAACGACGGCGCGCGUGUCUUCUCGGUCGACAUUGACUCGGUCGUCGAGUUCUCCAAGCGCCCCACGGGAGAAGCAAAGUCCAAGUUUAACGCGCACCACGUCAGCAACAAGACGGACAACACGUUGGAACAGUGCCUCGCCAUUUCCGACGUUGUCAUCUCGGCAGUCCCCAGCGACAAGUUCAAGGUGCCCACCGCGCAGCUCAAGGACGGCUGCGUGUGUGUUAAUGUUGCGGGCGAGAAGAACUUUGAGGCGGAUGUUCGCGAGCGGGCCUCGAUCUACGUCCCAAGUGUCGGCGUCAUGACCAUUGCCAUGCUGCAGCGCAACCUGCUCCGUCUCUGCACGUACCAGGACAUUGUCAAGGCGUCGCGUGCGUAAAACCUCUGCUCCUAGAGUGGUAUCCAUAUGUUACAAUGCAAUUAUCUGCGUGCUAGCUGCUAGCUGCUCAGUCCGUGGUGCCCUUGUUGUUGGGGUCCCAUGCGGUGCCCUCGAGCCCGUUCAUGGUGUGGAGGGGGUGCUCUUCGCGGGCUUGGUCGAGGAGGGUGGUGAGGUUGGUGUUCUGGGCGAUUGCUUUCUGCAGAGCGUGAGCGAGCGAAGCGAGCGAGCGGGGUGUGGGGGUGUGGGUGUGUGGGCUGCGUGACAUGCUCUCCUCGGCGCCUCGGCGCGAUCGGCGAGGAGACAGGCGACUCCGCAGCUCUGGGGAGGAAGAGCUGAGACCGCCCAGUCUGCGCCUCCUCCCUCCCCGACCAACUCUUCUCUCCAG
Messenger RNA from Vanrija pseudolonga, 1535 nucleotides. Its product is annotated as Methylenetetrahydrofolate dehydrogenase [NAD(+)]. Gene Ontology annotation, cellular component: cytosol. The transcript has 6 exons. Lineage: Eukaryota; Fungi; Basidiomycota; Tremellomycetes; Trichosporonales; Trichosporonaceae. The record is from RefSeq and is a predicted model, not a curated record. Gene Ontology annotation, molecular function: methylenetetrahydrofolate dehydrogenase (NADP+) activity; methylenetetrahydrofolate dehydrogenase (NAD+) activity. Gene Ontology annotation, biological process: purine nucleobase biosynthetic process. The coding region runs from base 62 to 1150 and encodes 362 amino acids.